AACUGUCAAUCAACAAACAUAUCGAUGGGAUGAACUCUCGAAACCAACAGCGUUAAAUAAAUCGAUACAACUUCGACGUAUUCGACAAAUUCAUAACUAUAAUAAUAAUAAUAUUGCUGUACAGUUGACUAAGAGUUCUCCAAAUCAAAUCAAUGACAACUCUGAAGUUGACAAGAUGACCUUGAAAGUUGAUCGUCCGAAUUACAAGAACAAGUAUUUUGUUUAA
Molecule: messenger RNA, 226 nt
Organism: Schistosoma turkestanicum
Lineage: Eukaryota; Metazoa; Platyhelminthes; Trematoda; Strigeidida; Schistosomatidae
Source: the annotation of a GenBank genome assembly